Molecule: messenger RNA, 1555 nt
Organism: Lates calcarifer (barramundi perch)
Lineage: Eukaryota; Metazoa; Chordata; Actinopteri; Centropomidae
Product: transmembrane protease serine 9
Exons: 12
Coding region: 56-1555 (499 amino acids)
Biological process (GO): proteolysis
Molecular function (GO): serine-type endopeptidase activity
Source: RefSeq, a predicted model, not a curated record
AGGUGAGGACUGAAGAGUCAGAGCAGCAGCUCAGUCUGAGCUGAUCCUCAGAGACAUGAAGGCGACUGAUCUGCUCUCAGUUUGUCUGCUUCUUCUUCAGACAGCUGGAUUCAGUCUGAAACCGUCAAACACAACAGAUCACAACAACAACAACAACAACAACAACCACCACACAGCUGCUGCUGCAGAGUUGAACCUGAAUGUGACGAUAAAUGGAAGUUUCUCUGGACACUUUGGCUUCAGUGACCUGGCCGGGGUCCGGCCCUUCAUUCCAGAGCAGGAGAUGGAGUCCAGGAUCAUCGGGGGUCAGGAGGCCUGGGCUCACUCGUGGCCCUGGCAGGUUUCUCUUCGUUUCGCCACCAUGCCGGCCUGUGGGGGCGCCAUCAUCAGCCCGCUGUGGGUCAUCUCUGCUGCUCACUGCUUCAAAAGAUACAACAAAGCUUCUUUCUGGACGGUUCUGGCUGGAAAACACGACCUGGAUAAUCCUCAUGAGGCAGGACAACAGGAGGUUGGAGUCUCAAUGAUCAUCAACCACUAUGGCUACAACACUCGGACUAAAGAGAGUGACAUGGCUCUGCUGAAGCUGCAGCGACCUGUGGUCUUCAACCAGUUCGUCAGACCCAUCGACCUCUGGAUGACUCCACUGCCUGUCCACAGGAAGUGCACCAUCACCGGCUGGGGCUCCACCCGAGAGAAUGGUCCUCGAGUGAACAGACUGCAGGAGGUGAAUGUGACCAUCCUGCCCCCUGACGUCUGUAACCAGUACUACCUCGGGAGGAUCAGGUCCUCCAUGUUCUGUGCUGGGAAGGACGGGGGAGGAGCUGAUGCUUGUCAGGGGGACUCCGGAGGUCCUCUGUCCUGCUUCACCGGCAGCAGGUACGAGCUGGCAGGUCUGGUGAGCUGGGGAGUCGGCUGUGGACGAGCCAGAAGACCAGGUGUCUACACCAAACUCCAGCAACACACUCCGUGGAUCUACGACGUCAUGAGUGAUCAGAACAGAGUUUACACAGACGACCUCACUAACAAAGAGGACAGGUGUGGUGAGCAGCAGAGCUCCAGCUGUGAUCACGCUCCGGGCCUCGUUGGUCUCUCUGUGUCCCAGGACGGUGAGGUGUCAGUGGAGAACGUGACGGAGUCCUGCCCCUUCUUCUGGCCCUGGCAGGUCAGUCUCCAGUCCAACGGACGCCAUUACUGCAGCGGAGUGCUCAUCCACCGCCGCUGGGUCAUCACCGCCAAACACUGUAACGUCAGAGCUAAAGAGGACGUUGUGGCUCUGGGAGUCCACGAUCUCCGGUUCUCCUCGUCUCAAACCGUCCCUGUGGAUGAAGUCUUCAACCUGCCGCAGGACGGCAGCUUCCCGCCAAAAUCUGACCUGUCUCUGGUCUGCCUCAGCGUUCCUGCCAGAUUCAGCUCUCAGGUGUCUCCAGUUUGUGUCCUUGAUGAAGACGAGGAGCUCGACAACAGCUGGCACUGCGUCACGACCGGGUGGGGGUCUGUGAAAACCACAGGUGACCUCAGUGUUUCUACAUGUACAGGUGGAGACAGGUGGAGCUGA